AUGAUGGAUGGUAGCUUAUUAAAAGAAAUCUUGGAUUCCUUGGAGGAUCCGGACUCUGUGCGGUUAUUUGCAACGGCAAAUGGUUUAGACGAUGAUGUUGAGGUUAAGGACCGAUUACAUGAACUCCAAUGGGAAAAGCACAUCGACAACUUGUGGCAAGAGGUUCUGUCUGAUAUGGAAUCUCCUACCAAAAAAAUCCGACCAUCUCUCGAAGAUGGUAAUCAACCUUCUACAAGUGGGCAGGUUGGGGGUGGGGAAGAGUCUGAAGACCCAUUAGAAAAACCCUAUUUCAUUUGGAAGAGAGACACUCGAACAUUUAAGAAAAACUUGGCCCGCGACACCACGUUUAAGGUCAAAUUUAACGAGCAGUGGAAGGGGGAUAAAUUGUUAGAUAUACAUAACAAGUUGCACGAUAUGUUCGACGACCUGUUGUCAGAGGCCCGGGGUCACGAUGCGGAUCUGGGAAGGGUGGUCAUCAGUCAUUCGAGUUUAAACAAUCCGAUCGUCGUGCCGCUACAAUCCUGGGAAAAUCUGAAUGCAGAUGUCGUCCUGUCCGAGAUCACCAAAGUACUUAAUUCGAAUGAAAGCUUGUCCGUGGACGAAAAUCUGUUGAUCACCAUAGGGUCCAUCGAUUUGCCCAAAGGGGGAGGUAACCCUAGAAAAUUACCCAUCACGUCUCUCUUUGGUCCUAAAAAUAGCGUAGAAAGAAAGAGAUCGCUUUUUCACGUACAAAAUGAUAACAACGUAUGUAUGGCCAUUUCCAUUGGUCUCUGUUACCUGAAAACGUGUGAAAAAGUAGAUGCCGUUACGUGGACAAAUUUAGUGGGGAAAGAUGCCGGAACAAUGUUCGACCAUAUCAUCAAGCACCGUACUGUUACUCGAUCCUAUUACAACAAUAUCUUGAAAACCUCGAGAAAAAAAAUGCAAACGGAGUUGGCGAUGUGGCUGUGUGAAAGAGCCGGAGUUCCUACUGACAGAUAUUUAGGUUUGAACGACAUCGAACCAUUCGAAACCUUACUUGGUGUCUGUAUCAACGUUGUGUCCUCAAGAGUAGGGAAUAAAUUUGUCAGGGUGACGGAGGACGAGGACAAGCCACGUCUGUAUUUAUAUCACGUGGACACAGAAACUGAAAAACACUGGCACGGGAUUGCCAGCAUACAAGGCUUUUUUAAGGCAUCGUAUUUUUGCCAUACUUGUUUAAAACCGUAUAAUGAUAAAUCCAAACACACGUGUACCACCUCGUGUGAGGUUUGCUUACAUGACCACUGUCCAGAAACAAAUGUCCAAAUAGGUUGUCGAACCUGUGGACGGGUCUGUCGUUCCGUGGCGUGUUUUAAACGUCAUAAAAAACAAAGAGUCGUCAAGAAAGAGAGUUAUCCUCCUCCUUGCGAACUGUUUCACCAAUGUAAAAAAUGUAGGGUCAUUCUACAUUGCUGUAAACGCUCUCCCGACUUGCACGUUUGUCAAGAAUGGCAGUGCCCUAACUGUCUAGAAUAUCAAAUAGGAGAACAUCAUUGUUAUCAAAAACCGUGUGGAUGUGAUUUAGAAAAAAGAGACAAAAAAUUUAUUUUCUACGAUUUUGAGACGCGUCAAGAGGACAUCUUUCAUUGCGAGCAAGGGUAUCGACCGUCUUGCAUCAGAUGCGACCAAUGUGUCAAAAAAGAACGCCAGUGCGUAGACUGUAGACUCUGUCAGAACUGUCGUGAUCCGUCCUGUGGUCUACAACAACACAAAGUCAACUUUGCCGUGCUGCAGACCACCUGUCACAUAUGUGAGAAAAGGGAACUGGUGGAGGGCGCCUCCUGUAGUUACUGCGGAACACGGUGUGAGCAAUGCUCCCGAACCCAUAAAGGUGAAUAUGUGAACCCCCCUUGUCCCGACACUUGUGGAAAAAGGGAAGUGGUGUUUUCUGGCGACAACGCCGCCGAGCAGUUCUGUGCUUUCGUCACCAGUGAACAUUGUAAAAAUUCGAUCUUGAUUGCCCACAAUGCCAAAAGUUUCGACUUGUAUCCGGUUUUAGAAGUGCUCAUAGACCGUCACUCUAUUCGACCUAGCAAGAUCAUUUACAACGGUUCUAAAAUCAUGUACAUGCACAUUGCGCACAAAUUAAAUUUGACUUUUGUGGAUUCCCUCAAUUUCCUGCCCAUGAAGCUUGCCAAAAUACCAGAUGCCUUCGGUCUACAGGAACUCUGUAAGGGAUACUUUCCCCAUUUAUUUAAUACUAAAGCCAAUCAAAACUACGUGGGGCCGUAUCCAGAGUUGAAGUACUACGGAUACGAUUUCAUGUCGGCCGGGGAGCGGAAAAAGCUUGCCGAAUGGCAUGCAACGAAACGAGACGAAACCUUUAACUUUCGAGAAGAAAUGUUGCAAUAUUGUCGCUCGGACGUUGAUAUAUUGAGGCGGGGGUGUCUAGAAUUUAGAAACUUGGUGAUCAAGGUGACAACUCUAACAGAGGAAACGGUUCAAGCAAACGGAAUCAUCAAGAAAACGAGCUCGGGUGGAGUCGACCCCUUUGAUUUUGUCACCAUUGCAAGUGUCUGCAUGGGGAUAUUCAAGUCGCUCUUUUUGAAGGGAAAAAGUAAAAUAGAAAUCACCAAAGAUGGUGAAUCGGAUUUGUACGACAUUCGUCAUCAUAAGAGUUUAGAGGGGGUCCAUCUCGGUGAUUCUUGGACGUCUCUCGUCGAUUUAAGAAAGGACGACAAUGUACAGAUAGGAAAACGACAUUUCAAAAGUCCCGUGGCAGUAGUACCAUCUCAAGGAUACACGAAGCGCGACAAUUACAGCAAAAUUUCCAUCCAGUGGCUGGAGUGGUUGAUGGAAAAAAGUCGUCAGCGGGGUAACCCCAUUGUCAUUUCCCACGCUCUCAACGGUGGUGAAUUCCAAGUGCCAGGGACCAAUUACAGAUGUGACGGGUUUGUCAAGAUUCCUGGCGGAAACGGAACCAUUUAUGAAUUCUAUGGUUGUGUAUUCCACGGUUGUCCCAACUGUUUCCCAGACGAUAGGAAUACCAUCAAACACCCGUCUACCAAUCAGACCAUCAAAGAAUUGUACGACAUGACCAAACACAGAGAAAAGGAAUUGAAAAAUCUGGGAUACAAAUUGGUCAUUGUGUGGGAGCAUCAAUUUAAAUUUCAAUUGGAGAAGAAUGUAGCUUUGCAACAAUUCGUGUCCACCCUAGAUCUCCAAGACAGACUCGACCCACGUGACAGUUUUUUCGGUGGUCGCACCAAUGCCAUCAAACUGCAUUAUAAAGCUGCAGAAGACGAAACAAUCCAAUAUUUCGAUUUUACCAGUCUCUAUCCCUGGACCAACAAGUAUUGUCGGUAUCCCGUCGGCCAUCCGACCAUCAUAACGGACGAUUUUCAGGACUUGUCGCAAUAUUUUGGACUGGCUAAAAUAAAAAUUCUCCCCCCUAGAAAACUUUAUCAUCCCGUACUUCCAUACAAUUCGAAUGGAAAAUUGAAGUUCCCACUUUGUAAAACGUGUGCAGACAGUGAAAAUCAAAAUGAAUGUACAUGCUCUGUUGAAGAGAGAUCCAUCACGGGCACGUGGUGUACUCCUGAAAUUCAAAUGGCAACGUCAAAAGGGUACGAAAUCUUGAAAAUCUAUGAAGUUUAUCAUUUUGCCGAGUCUUCCAAAUACGAUGUCGAGUCGUGUGAGGGGGGAUUAUUCGCUCAGUAUGUGAACAUGUUUUUAAAAAUAAAACAGGAGGCUUCCGGAUUUCCGGCCGAAUGCGACACGGAAGAGACCAAAAGAAAAUACAUUAGGGAAUACAAAGAAAACGAAGGUAUCCAAUUAGAGUAUGAAAAAAUUAAAAAAAAUCCCGGUUUGCGAUGUUUAGCGAAACUUUGUCUGAAUAGCUUUUGGGGGAAAUUUGGUCAGAGGUUGGGCAUGCAACAAUCCGUGUUCAUUCACGAAUCGGAAGCCGAAAAUUUUUUUCAAAUGCUCUCAGAUCCUACAAAAGUACCACACAACUUUCACAUUGUUUCGAGAGACAUUCUUCAAUUAGAAUGGAGUAACAACCCCCUAUUCGCGUCAUUCGACAAUAAAACUAAUAUAUUCUUGGCCUCUUUUACCACCAUGUGGGCUCGACUGAAAUUGUAUGGCGUUCUCGACAAAUUAAACGAGAACGUCUUGUAUUUCGAUACAGACAGUGUCAUCUUCAAGACAAAAAAGUCGGACAACUUGAAUUAUCUCCCCAUAGGUAAUCACCUGGGAGAAUUGACUAAUGAAAUCUCUCCACAAGACGGGUACAUUGUCGAAUUCGUUUCUGGGGGUCCUAAAAACUACGCUUACCGCACACUGUCGGGAAAAGAAGAAUGCAAAGUUAGAGGGUUUACACUUAACUGGGCCAACUCGAAACUUAUCAAUUUCCAGGCUAUCAAGUCGAUAAUCUGUACCUCACACGACCGACAAAUUGAAAUUGUCAACCCUUGUAAAAUAUCGAGAGACAGCAGAAAGCGAAAAUUGUUAAAUAGGGUUGAAACUAAAAAUUAUAAGAUGGUUUACACUAAAAGGAGAAUUCUUCCUAAUUUAGACACGUUGCCAUUUGGAUUUUGAUUAUAAAACGAAAUAUUUUGACGUUUUUGUUUUUUUUAUUGAAUGAUAAAUACACAAAUAAAAUGAUAAAAGACA
Molecule: messenger RNA, 4635 nt
Organism: Ostrea edulis (European flat oyster)
Lineage: Eukaryota; Metazoa; Mollusca; Bivalvia; Ostreida; Ostreidae
Exons: 2
Coding region: 1-4560 (1519 amino acids)
Biological process (GO): DNA replication
Molecular function (GO): nucleotide binding; DNA binding; DNA-directed DNA polymerase activity
Source: RefSeq, a predicted model, not a curated record